Messenger RNA from Bacidia gigantensis, 1359 nucleotides. RefSeq lists its product as uncharacterized. The record is from RefSeq and is a predicted model, not a curated record. The transcript is spliced from 4 exons. Gene Ontology annotation, cellular component: Set1C/COMPASS complex. Gene Ontology annotation, molecular function: protein binding. Lineage: Eukaryota; Fungi; Ascomycota; Lecanoromycetes; Lecanorales; Ramalinaceae. The coding region runs from base 1 to 1359 and encodes 452 amino acids.
AUGAAUCUCGCCUUAGUUGAUCCGUUCAUACUCGCCCAGGAUAUCCCAGAUGCCCUGACAGGCAGAAUAAACGGGACGCUGGUCAUCUUCGAUGUCGAGACCAACGGGGUUGCUCGGAAAUUGCGAGGCCAUACUCGUCAAAUACAGUCUCUGAGUUGGUCAAAUGAUGGUCGCUAUCUUCUUAGCUCUGGUCAAGAUUGCAAGAGUAUUCUAUGGGACCUCAGCAAUGGCGAGAGAUUGAGGACUGUGCGAUUCGAAGCGCCGAUUUACAUAGCCGAGCUCCAUCCAUACAACCACCUCCUCUUUGUCGCUGCGCUGUUCGAUGAUCAUCCAGUCCUUGUAGACAUUUCCUCCUCUAUACCUAUUAAGCACACAAUUCCAACUGCACCGAAAAGAGCAUUGUCUGAGAAUGAGGAAGUAAGCGAGAAGCAAGCAGCGCAGGAUGCGAAACAAACCACAUGUGUAACGAUCUUUAAUGCGAUGGGUAGUCACAUCAUUACUGGCACAAGCCGAGGAUGGAUCAACAUCAUCAAUGUUGAAUCACGGUCAGUAAUAAGCUCCACCAGAAUGUCCACUGGCGUCAUCCUCCUCCUUCGCCUGAGUCCAUCGGGAAGAGACCUGGUCUGCAACGCGACCGAUAGAAUCAUCAGGACCUUGCAAUUACCAGAUCUCUCACUUAUGGGCCAAAGCUCCGACUCUAGUACGCUCGAGGUUGAGCAUAAAUUUCAAGACGUAGUCCAGCGCCUCUCGUGGAAUCAUGCAACAUUUAGCUCUACUGGUGAAUAUGUGGCAGCAACUACCUACAUGACACACGAUAUCUACCUUUGGGAAAGAGGUCACGGCAGUCUUGUCAAGAUUCUCGAAUGUCAAAGAGAAGAACUCGGGAUUGUAGAGUGGCACCCUCAACGUCCACUCAUUGCUGCUUGUGGCCUUGAAACUGGCAAAAUUUAUCUAUGGUCCAUCAUAACCCCACAGCGUUGGUCAGCGCUUGCGCCUGAUUUCGUAGAAGUUGAAGAAAAUGUUGAGUACAUAGAGCGGGAAGAUGAAUUCGAUAUACAUCCUAUCGAAGAAAUUCACAAGCGACGGCUAGAUUUGGAGGACGAGGCAGUCGACGUCCUCACCGUUGAGCCAACUAAGAAUGACUUUGAAGAAGAUGUUUUCAGCAUGCCGGUGCUCCUGGAUGUUGGUAACAGCGAGAGUGAAGAUGAGAUGGUUGAAGUUGGACGUGGUGUAAUGAGGCGGAAAAGUCCUGGCGAGGGAAAACAGUGGAUGGAUGGCACAGGGAGCGGUGCCAGUGCUGAUGAAAGAGGAGCUGGGAAGGUCAUAAAUGGCCAAUCCAAAAAAAUCCGCAAAAGAUAA